Knipowitschia caucasica is the source of this 261-nucleotide messenger RNA. The record is from the annotation of a GenBank genome assembly. Lineage: Eukaryota; Metazoa; Chordata; Actinopteri; Gobiiformes; Gobiidae.
AUGCUCUGUGUGGUGCUCUGUGUGGUGCUCUAUGUGGUGCUCUGUGUGGUGCUCUGUGUGGUGCUCUGUGUGGUGCUCUGUGUGGUGCUCUGUGUGGUGCUCUGUGUGGUGCUCUGUGUGAUGCUCUGUGUGAUGCUCUGUGUGGUGCUCUGUGUGGUGCUCUGUGAUGCUCUGUGUGGUGCUCUGUGUGGUGCUCUGUGUGGUGCUCUGUGUGGUGCUCUGUGUGAUGCUCUGUGUGGUGCUCUGUGUGGUGCUCUGUGA